Molecule: messenger RNA, 2032 nt
Organism: Drosophila serrata
Lineage: Eukaryota; Metazoa; Arthropoda; Insecta; Diptera; Drosophilidae
Gene: Shmt
Product: serine hydroxymethyl transferase
Biological process (GO): tetrahydrofolate interconversion
Cellular component (GO): nucleus; mitochondrion; cytoplasm
Molecular function (GO): glycine hydroxymethyltransferase activity; pyridoxal phosphate binding
Source: RefSeq, a predicted model, not a curated record
UCGGAUGCGGCCAAAAAGAUAGCGGAAUCUCUUGCGGCGCCCCUAUCAGCAAUCAGAGGUCGCAGGUCAGGGGCCCGGGGCCGAACUCUUAUCAAUUAUCAGUGGUCGCAAAGCGGUGCGGCAGAGGCGGCAUCAACAGUGACAGCCACAGUUUCGCUUCAAACGCCGAGCGGCCAAACCAGAAAAGUUUGUAAAGGUCUUAAAAACAUGCAGCGGAUGCGACCAACUACACUGCCACAGAAGCUCAAAUUGUGCUUUUGCCGGGACCUGAACACAGCCAGCAAUAAACUGGUUAACUCCGCAGCUGGAAAUCAGCUGGCGGUAGGAGGAGCUUUAAAGCAACGCAACUUUGCAUUUAAAAAUCGGACGAUUUCGGCGGCACCAUCGCCAUCACCAUUUUUUUUCGCCGCGAUCAGACGAUUUUCGGACUGCAAACAAAACACCUCGAAGAAGACCAUGCCGGACCAAAAGAUGCUGCAGGCCUCGUUGGCGGAGAGCGAUCCCGAGCUGGCCGAUCUUAUCAAGAAGGAGAAGGAGCGCCAACGUGAGGGACUCGAAAUGAUUGCCAGCGAGAACUUCACCUCGGUGGCGGUCCUGGAGAGUCUGAGCUCCUGCCUGACCAACAAGUACUCCGAGGGUUAUCCCGGCAAGCGUUACUAUGGUGGCAACGAGUUCAUCGAUUGCAUCGAACUGUUGGCCCAGAAUCGUGGCCGUGAGCUGUUCAACCUCAGCGAGGACAAGUGGGGCGUCAAUGUCCAGCCUUAUUCCGGUUCCCCGGCCAAUUUGGCUGUCUAUACGGGCGUCUGCCGGCCACAUGACCGCAUCAUGGGUCUGGAUCUACCCGAUGGUGGACAUCUUACCCAUGGCUUCUUUACGCCCACCAAGAAGAUCUCCGCCACAUCGAUCUUCUUCGAGAGCAUGCCGUACAAGGUCAAUCCGGAGACGGGAAUCAUUGAUUACGACAAGCUGGCCGAGGCAGCAAAGAAUUUCCGUCCGCAGAUUAUUAUUGCCGGCAUCUCGUGCUAUUCCCGACUGCUGGACUAUGCCCGUUUCCGUCAGAUUUGUGACGAUGUUGGUGCCUAUCUAAUGGCCGAUAUGGCCCAUGUGGCUGGCAUUGUGGCCGCCGGUUUGAUUCCAUCGCCGUUCGAAUAUGCCGACAUUGUGACCACCACCACGCACAAGACGCUGCGCGGUCCCCGAUCCGGUGUGAUCUUCUUCCGCAAGGGUAUCCGUUCCACCAAGCCCAAUGGCGACAAGGUCAUGUAUGAUCUGGAGGAGCGCAUCAAUCAGGCGGUGUUCCCAUCACUGCAGGGUGGUCCCCACAACAAUGCCGUGGGUGGCAUUGCCACUGCUUUUAAGCAGGCGAAGACACCGGAGUUUAAGGCCUAUCAGACGCAGGUCCUCAAGAAUGCCAAGGUUCUGUGCGAUGGUCUCAUCUCUCGGGGCUAUCAGGUGGCCACCGGCGGCACCGAUGUCCAUCUGGUGCUGGUCGAUGUGCGCAAGGCUGGUCUGACUGGUGCCAAGGCUGAGUACAUCCUGGAGGAGGUGGGCAUUGCCUGCAACAAGAACACGGUGCCCGGUGAUAAGUCUGCGCUGAAUCCCUCGGGCAUUCGUCUUGGCACUCCAGCAUUGACCACACGCGGUCUCGUCGAGAAGGACAUGGAGCAGGUGGUGGCCUUUAUUGAUGCUGCCUUGAAGGUUGGCGCCGAGGCUGCCAAGGUGGCUGGUAGCCCUAAGAUGGCCGAUUUUCACAAGGUGUUCGAUGAGAAUGCCAAGGUGAAGGCGCAGAAGGAUGAGAUCCGUAAAUCUGUGGUGGAGUUCAGCAGGAAGUUCCCGUUGCCAGGACUGUCGACCUUCUAAAUGAAGGUUGUCUCUACAUUUGAUACAUUUUAUCUCUCUUUUUUUAUGUACCGAAUCCCCCCGCAUGAAGGGCAGCCUUUCAUUUCCAUUUUGAUUGAUUGCGGGGGCGAGUUAGUCUAGUACUAGCUAGUAGUUAAGUCAUUAAAACGCAUUUCGAUACCAUUCUAUCAUA